CUUCCGCGCACUAGAGGUGUGCUAAAAGGACCUGUCGUCGAGAUGAGGCAACGCAACUGCUCCAGCGUCCGCGCGUCGAUGGACUUCUCUGGUCCAUUGAAUGCCGUGUCCGUGUCGCACAGCCAAAAGUUGAUUGCUGUGGGAGGGCGAGAUGUCCUCAAGAUUGUAUCCCUGGAACCCACGGGAUUCGUGGAGAAGAAGAACUUGCGAUCGGCCAAGUCCAAUUUGAAUUUCAGCACGAACGACAUCCGAUGGCAUCCACAGUCGGACUCUGUGCUGGCAACUGCUGCCACAAAUGGAUUCCUUGUCUUAUGGGACGUCCAGCACAAGCUGCAGAAGCGCGAGUACAAAGCGCAUGACCGUGCUGUCAAUCGUAUCUGCUGGCACCCCACCGACCCCAACUUGCUCUUGAGCGCUUCGCAGGAUGGCUUGAUCAAGCUUUGGGACCAGCGCAACAAGGGGAUUCCCACCACCGUAUUCCACCAGCAAAAAUCCGAGAGCGUUCGAGACGUGAAAUUCCAUGUGUUCGAAGACACGAAAUUUGCGGCUGCUUUUGAGAACGGAUCGGUCGAAAUUUGGGAUCUGCGCAACCAUAAGCAGCCCGAAACAAAGUUCACGGCGCACCAGGGGCACAUUCUGUCACUAGACUGGCACCCUACCAAGGGCCGGGUGAUCGCCACGGGGUCGCGCGACCGAAGCGUCAAGAUUUGGGACCUGUCGGACGCUAGUAAACCCUUCACGAGUCAAACGAUUGCGCUGAUCGCAAAUGCCGGGCGCAUUCAGUGGCGUCCAGACUACGCAGAUCACAUUGCGACGAGCUCGUCCAUCACUGACAGCAGAAUUAACGUGUGGGAUGUCCAGCGGCCAUUUGUGCCGCUGGCGUGUUUGCACGGCCACGCAGACAUCGUAUCGGAUUUCCAGUGGUUCGAUACGCCGCUGGGACCUCCUUCGUUUGGACCCUCUGACGCCGUCGGCGGUGACUAUGAUGGAUAUCGCUACUGGCAGCACGUGCUCGCGUGCUCGAAAGACAAGACGCUCAAACUUCACUCGCUUGCGGACGCGAUCAAACCCCAUCAAUCGAUGCACUCGGUGGCGUUAGCGAUGAACAUCUCUGGCCACGUCGUGUCAUCCCACGACGACAUUGAUCGGUCGUGUGCGUCGUUGCUGAUUCACCAGCACGAGAGCUCGUUGAACCCGCUGUUUAGCGUCUCGAAUAAAUCGUUGACGAUGCAGCACCCUCCUCGUAAAGUCAAGUCUGCCGCCAACCUGGCGCCGUCGAUUCCACGCAUUCCGUCCUUCAAGGGGGUCGCCACGAAACGCAAUGUGUCUUCUGGGUCGUUGCCGAACGCGAAUUCGUAUUCCGUGACGAGUGAAGCAAGUGCACUGUCGAGCGCGCAUCCCGAGUCGUCCGCCGGCGUGCCGCAAGCAUUGAUCCACGCGUCGUCGUUUGAGAAUUCAAUGUCGGCCGAGCAAUUGAAAAACAUGCUCGACGAUCCCACCACCACGUCGUCGUCGUUGUGUUUGGCUGGCGAAGAGAUGCGACCGCAAACGUUUGGAUUUAACCAGCAAGUGUUCACCUUCCUCGCUCAGACGUAUGAGCUGCACGGACCGUCGUUCCACGCGAUUUGCGCCCACAACGCCCGGGCAGCAGCUGUCGCUGGGUGCAUGCAUCUCAGCAAGACAUGGAUCAUCUUGGAGAUAUUGUACGAGAAACGAACGAAUGCCACGAGCCAUAAGGAGCUCGCGCCGCCAUCCAACGGCACGACGGAGGCGCAGCAAGGCGGUCCGGCCCACGGCAACCAAACAUCCACUCUGCUGGCCCAGCUGGACGAAGUGAACCCGAUGCAUGGGGUUGAAGCAUAUCCGUACGACGAGGCAAAGGAGUUGAUGGUGGCGUCGCCAAAGUCACAAACGUACGGGAAGAGCGCAGACGUGUCUCGCAUCCAAGAUAUUCUCCUGAAAGAGCUCUUGGAGUACUAUUCUGAAGCGGGCGACGUUCAAUCUUGCACGACGAUCUCGGCCGCCAUGAGUUACGUCACGAGCAUCGAGACGCUUAUGGGCAAGGGGUGGCUGCAGCAAGUGUACAUGCACUACAUCGACCUCCUCCAUCAAUUGCAGCUCUACUCUGUCGCGAACGACAUGGUCAAGAACUGCCCGGACGUUGGCAUCAAGCAGAUGAACAUGAAAGCCACGACCAUCUACACGUCGUGCUCCAAAUGCACCAAAGCGAUCGAAGCGCUGCCGCCCAAAAUUGCCAAGGUCGCCAAGAAAGCUCUCUGUUCAAACUGUUUCAACGUGACGGUUUGUGCGCUGUGCGAACUGCCCGUGUCGGGGCUAUAUGCCUGGUGCCCCGUGUGCUCUCAUGGCGGCCAUCUCGACCACAUGCACGAUUGGUUUGCCACCGAGCAAUUGUGUCCCACGGGAUGCUCCCAUGUGUGCGCGCCGUACAUGUUUCUGCGGUCCUAGUGUUGACAGGAAGGUCCAUCACAAUGGAACGUAAAGAAAGAGAAUUCCUGGGACCCGUGCGAUUUGGUGCUGCG
Aphanomyces invadans is the source of this 2540-nucleotide messenger RNA. RefSeq lists its product as hypothetical. The record is from RefSeq and is a predicted model, not a curated record. Lineage: Eukaryota; Oomycota; Saprolegniomycetes; Saprolegniales; Verrucalvaceae. Gene Ontology annotation, molecular function: protein binding. Gene Ontology annotation, biological process: positive regulation of TOR signaling. The transcript has 18 exons. The coding region runs from base 43 to 2466 and encodes 807 amino acids.